Messenger RNA from Guillardia theta CCMP2712, 1128 nucleotides. RefSeq lists its product as hypothetical. Lineage: Eukaryota; Cryptophyceae; Pyrenomonadales; Geminigeraceae. Gene Ontology annotation, molecular function: NAD+ kinase activity. The transcript has 16 exons. Gene Ontology annotation, biological process: NAD+ metabolic process. Bases 1 to 1128 code for a protein of 375 amino acids. Gene Ontology annotation, cellular component: mitochondrion. The record is from RefSeq and is a predicted model, not a curated record.
AUGCCCCUGGAGAUCGAACGAGCUCAGAUCAUAACCAAAGUCACGAGGUAUCAGGACGAAGCAAGUCGGAUAUGCGGAAAGCGAUGGGCGGACAUAACACAGCCCGAGCUCGACUUUGUCGACAAGACUCUGGACGAGGAGGGUUUCAGUUCGGCUCUGGUGAAGAAGUCUCACAAAGUUCAAAUGGACUCCUUGAACAAGAUUACAACGACUCUCACGGAUUUCGGCAUCGAGUAUACUAUCUUGACCUCUGGUGAGAGCUUUACAAGCUCACUGGACGAUCCGGAUGAUCCCAGUUCAUCAUCACGCACGAACAGCGCCAGGAGACAAGAGUUGUUAAACGGGAAGAAGUAUGAUAUCCUGAUAUCAGCCGGUGGAGAUGGAACGUUCCUACGCGCUGCUUUGGAAAACAAAUCUGCUUUGCCUCAGAUUGGGAUCAACACAGACCCAACAAGGAGUAGAGGCAAACUCUGUGCUAUGGAUGCAUCAUCAUUUGGAGUCGCACUUCAGCGCCUGAAGGAGGGGAAGUUCAGAUGGUUGAAACGAAAUCGUUUGACUGUCAGAUUAUCCAAGGCCAACACUCUAGGAUCAUCAAGCGAAGACCUUCAUACCAUUGAAAACUUGGCUCUUAAUGAGGUAUUUGUCGGUGAAAAAGAUCCAUGCCGGACCUCUAUACUAAGAGUCAGAGCCGACGAUGAUGCCUUUGAAAGCUACAAGUGCAGCGGGAUUCUCAUCAGCACUGGGACUGGAACAACCGCCUGGUCCUCGGAGGCUUCCAAGAUCAACCCACAAGAUGUGAUUAUGGUCCUGAGAGGAAUAGAGAGGGUCUACAGCCAGAUCAAACUAGACAACAUCUUCAGCAACGGCUUUGAUGCUGGCGCUGUUUCUUCAGCUGCCAACGAGGCUGCUUCCCACGACCUUCUCCCGCCAGACUCGGAGGAGAUUCAGAUGCUGGUGAGGGAGCCGAUCAUCAAUCCAGGGCAGAACGAGAAGGGUCUCUGCAUUUGGCAGGGGCAGAGUCCGAGCAAGGUGCUGGACGGAAGGAUCCAUGUGCCGCUUGAGAGAGGAUGGGAAGCAGAGAUUUUUGUGGACCCAAAGAAGGCCCUCUGGUCUUUUGCAUUCGAUUGA